Molecule: messenger RNA, 4596 nt
Organism: Eimeria tenella
Lineage: Eukaryota; Apicomplexa; Conoidasida; Eucoccidiorida; Eimeriidae
Product: DNA repair protein, putative
Exons: 6
Coding region: 1-4596 (1531 amino acids)
Source: RefSeq, a predicted model, not a curated record
AUGCCACCUCAGUCUGGAGGCUCCCCAGAGUCACCUGAGGAUGCAGCAGCACGUGGUGCUGCUGCCUCUCUUGCAAGCAAUGAAGAUUCAUUAGCAGCAGAAUCUGUGGACUCUGCUGCUGCUGCUGCAGCAGGGGGGAACUGCUGCUCCCUCGAUGCAGCCCUGGGCCUGGGCGAUGAGCCCAUGGAAGAGCAACAAGCUGACUCAGAGGCGGAGAGUGAGCAGGCAGAGCAGCCGCUGCUGCUGCUGCAGCAAGAGCUGCAUGCAUCUAGCAGCUCGCCUUGGAGUGGCAAUGCGAUCAGUGCUGAGGGAACCAGCAGCACCAGCAGCAGCAGCAGCAGCAGCAAAGCGCCGGAUGCUCUUAAAAAGGAAACAGAUCCAGAAAAGGCAGCAGCAGAAGCAGCAGAACGAAAGGCAAGGGCUGCUUGCGUUAAGAGGGCUCAGGAUCUGGAGAAGAUUUGGCUCCUGGGGUGGGUAACAUGGCUGCAGGGUCUCAACAGCAGUGUCAUAGAAGGCCGCAGCAGCAGCAGCAGCAGCAGCAGCGCCUCAAAAUGCACGCCGCUGCUGCAGGGAGCAUGUCUUUCUGCGUACAUUGCCUUCUGCAGCAAGGCUCAGCAGCAGCACCAGGAGCACCAGCAGCAAACAGCUGCUGCUCACAGAAGUCGCCGUUUGUUGCUGCAGCAUCUGCGGCUGCUGCAGCAGCAAGUCUCACAGGCUAAAGAAGAAGCUUCGGCUUCUUCUGCAGCAGCAGCUGCAGCGGCAGCUGCAGCAGCAGCCCCCGUCGAUCCAUCAGGAGACGGCGCUAAGGCAUCCGCACCAACUGGGGGCUCAGUGGGUGAGUCAGCAGCAUCAACAGCAGCAGCGGUGGCAGCAGCACCAGGGUCUGCUGCUGCUGCUGCUGCUGCCGGCACAAAGACAGAGGGAGGCGAGUACUGCAUUCCUGCUGACGGAUUUGCUGCUUUUUGCUUCAUCUCCAAUCUUCAGCUGCUGCCGGAGAACCGUUUGUGUCACCCCUUCUUUGCAGCAUCAGUACCGCAUGCUGCUGCUGCUGCUGCUGCGGCGCGCAGGGCGCAGCACGCGUACCAGCAGCAGCAGCAGGCUGCUGCAGCUGCUGCUGCAGCAAGACUUUCCACUGAAGAGAUCGCCGCUGCCAAAUCCGCCUCAGAGGCAGCAGCUGCUGCGGUCCUCUCCAGCAUGCGCCAUUCUUCGCUACAGCAGCAGCGGCAGAAGCAGCAGCAGCGUGUUCCAAAGGAAGAGGAUGGAGAGCACAAAGGCUCCAGCAGCAGCAGCAGCAGCGAAGGGGUGGCUCUGCUGCGGCCAGCGCUGCCCCUUGCUGCGAGCCGCCGCAUGCCUUUCCCCUUUGGAUUCUCUUCCGUUCUUUUCAGGGCUUUGGGAGCUUUGAAUUCUGCGAAGGCCUCAAGUUCUCUUCUGGCUGUGCUGUUUGUGGCCCUCUGCCGCGCCUUGGACCUCAACGCCCGGCUGGCCGUGUUGCUGCCGCCUGCAGGUCUGCGCACUCCCAAGACGGAGCAUGAUAGCGCCUGCGUGUCGGCCCCUCCCAGCUGCCUAGUUCGUCUCUUUGAGGCUGCGGGCCUGCCUCUGCCGCCGUUUGCUGCUGCAGCAGCAGCAGCAAGAGCAGCAAGAGCACCAGGCGCAACAGGAGCAGCGACAGCAGCAGAUGGACAAGGGCGCCGACGAGCCACAGGGCACCUGCGGGCGGCCGUGGGCGCGCAGCAGCAGCAGCAGCAGCUUUUGAGGGCGAAUCCAUACGACUGUCUUUUUUGUGUCCGAAAGCCACCAGCAGCAGAGUCAGCAGCAACAGGAGCAGCAGAAGUUGCAGGCCCCCCAGUGCCCACUCCCGCAGGUCGGGUGCGUGCUGCUGCCACACGACUGCUGCCUCACAGGAGACAGGUCCGCAGCGGAGCGGGGAGAGCAGCAGCAGGAGCAGCAGAAGUGACAGCAGCAGUUGAGCAGCAGCUGCCGCCCUUGAGCAGAUCCGAGCUGCUGCAGCUGCUGCAGCUGCCGGCGCCCCUGCAAAUGUGGGGCGAAGUUUUCUGCCCGCAGGAGAAGCGCUGGAUUGCCUGUGUCUUCAAGGGGCCGCAGCAAUCUGUUUAUGAUGCUGCUGAUGUUUUGGCGGGACGCAGGCUGCCCACAGUUUCCCCUCCUGCUGCAGCAGCAGCAGACGCGGCUGCUGCAGCAGCAGGCUGCUACGCUCCGAGAGCCGUGGACGUUGCGCAGGAGACCCUGCAGCUGAUUUUUCUCAGGCGCUGCUGCGUGGUGCAGCAGCAGCAGCUAGCUGAGCUGCGCAAGAUACAGCAGCGGGCAAAAGAGCAGCUGUUGAAGCUGCAGCAGCAGCAAGAACUAGCUGCUGCAGCAGAGCGCAACGCCCGCUCCCUUACUAGCGGGCUUCUUCUUACUGCGAAACCCCCACGCUGCGCGGCUUCAGCAGCUCGAAAUCGCAGCAGCAGCAGCAGCAGCAGUGACAGCGAACCUGACGCAGAGGGAGACGCAGCAGCAAGUAACCAAAACACCCAUGGCGCUGAAGAUUUGAAGACUGAAGGCAUUUCGGAGUGCGCGGCCUCCAAACAAACACCAGCAACAGCAACAGCAACAGCAACAGCAGCAGUGCGCCGUUUUGCUUCCCCAGGUCAAAGGCGACCUCUCUACUGGGAAGCCGGGCAGUGGGGCAUCCUUUUCUUAAAGCCGGAUUACCUAGCUCUUUAUGUGUUUCCCCAGCCGCAGCAGCAGCUGCAGCAGCAGCAGCAGGUGCUGCAGUCUCCCGUGCUGCGCUCGCUGCUGAAAAAAAAAAAAAAAAAAAAAAAAAAAAAACCACCUCAGCUGCAGCGUCUGCUGAAAGCUGCAGCAGAUGCGACGGAAGGGGCCUCUUCUGAGCCCAGCAGCAGCAGCAGCAGCAGCUACAGCAGCAGUAGGCGCAGCGUCACGGCGGCGCCCCACGAGAUGGCAGAAGAGGCCGCGCUGCUGGCUGAUGAGUUUGCUGCUGCAUGGAAGCAAAGCAGCAGCAGGAAAAGGGGCGCCGCGCAGCCCACUGGGGGACUUGGCUCUAGAGCUGCCGGAAGCACGGGCAAACGCAAGGCAGCAGCAGCAGCAGCUGGCGGCGGCGAACUCUUAGGCUUGGAUUUCCUUCGCGCCCGCAAACAGGCACGGGGAGGCGCGCUGCUGCGGCAGCGGCAUGCGCAGCAGCAGCAGCCGCAGCAGCAGCCGCAGCAGCAGAGGCAGCAGCAGCAGCCGCAGCGUAGACGGCCAGCAGAUGGACUUCUCCCGGCAGCACAGCUUGCUGCCUCUAGCGUGUCAAAGGAAUCUGAAGAAGGCCCACCGUGGGAAUUUGCUGCACGGAUCGCGAGCUCCAAGGCUGCUUUGCUGCAGCCGCAGGCGCAGCAGCUGCUGCAGCCGCAGCCGCAGCAGCAGCAGCCUCACGUUUCCGCCUUGGACCAACAAGGGCGCGACGCAGUCCGCUUUAUUCUGGCAGUGGAGUCUUCAGGAGAGCUGAAAGACGUGACCCACAGAUACGUUUCUAGCCAAGGUGUUGGCAUUUUCGAGGGCGAAGCUGUUUACCUGCGGCGAGAUGUGCUGCUGCUGAAGACAGCCAGGCAGUGGCGGCGGGAGCACCGCCAAGUCAAAGAAGAAGAAAAGCCUCUCAAGACCAUGAAAAUGGGACCUCUAAGGCAGCCUUCAGCCCACUUGACUUCGCUCUCCACUGCCCAGGUGCUGCACCGCUAUCCGCACCUGCUACGGCAUCAGCAGGAGAAGCAGCAGCAGCAGCACUUGGCGCUGCAGCAAAUGUGGAGCAACCAACGCUUGGCGCUAAAAGCUAAGAACCCCUGUCUGCGUUCGGCCCUCCAGCAGCAGCAGCAGAAGCAGCAGCAGCAGCCACUGACGCAGGAAGUGGGCCUCUUUGCAGAAUAUCAGACAGAGCCCAUGAAAAGACAGAAAGUCGCUGAUGGCCGUCUCCCUGUGGGGCCUCAGGGGACCAUAGAAGUUGGCGAGCUAGCACCGGUGCCCGUGGGGGCGACCCACUUGUCCGUGGCCGAGUGGCAGCGGGAGAACUCCAGAUCGGCUUUGAGCGCAGCGUCUCUGGGGCAGGCGCUGCAGACUGCAGCAGCAGAAGUCUUGGGGUCCACCGGGGAGGGCAAGUGGGCCCCUGCUGUUGUGGGUUUUGAGCGGGAAGUGGGGGGUGCCUGGCGGGCUGUGCGCGACGGGGUGGUAGUGGUGGAAGCAGCAGCAGCAGCAGUGCGCAGUCGGUGGCAGCAGAUUGCUGCGGAAAGAGAAGCAGCUGCUGCCAGGAGGAGGGAACAGGCGCGCAAUGCAAAGCUGCAGCUAGCCUACAAGAAGUGGAGAGCCCUAUUUAAGGCCAUUCUCUACGCUGCUACCUACAAGCAGGACCACCCUCUAGGGCGGCAGCAGCUGCAACAGCGGGCGCAGCAGCAGCAGCAGCAGCUGCUGCAGGAGGUGCAGCAGCAGCAGGUUGGGCUCACAGCCAGAAGUAGCAAAUCGCCCCCCCCUGCGACCCCCCAAGAGGCCACGAGUUUGUCUUCUCCCGGGGCUGUCCCCAACGCGGAGGCUGUCUGGGAAACAAUUUAG